This is a messenger RNA of Osmerus eperlanus (European smelt), 6646 nucleotides long. RefSeq names its product mitogen-activated protein kinase kinase kinase 13 (gene map3k13). Gene Ontology annotation, cellular component: cytoplasm. The coding region runs from base 247 to 3222 and encodes 991 amino acids. The record is from RefSeq and is a predicted model, not a curated record. NCBI's taxonomy places the organism in Eukaryota, Metazoa, Chordata, Actinopteri, Osmeriformes, Osmeridae. The transcript is spliced from 14 exons. Gene Ontology annotation, molecular function: ATP binding; MAP kinase kinase kinase activity. Gene Ontology annotation, biological process: signal transduction; protein autophosphorylation.
GAUUCAGUGGAGGAGGAAUACCUUUUGCUAUUCUGUCUUUCUCAUUCUCUCAUUCCUCCCUGCCCUGUGUUAUUCUUCCCUUUCUUCCUCUUGUCUUUCAACCCUCUCUCAGUGUUGAGGAAGGACCAUGCAUCUGAGCUCUGACAGCUGUGACUCCCAGUGUUCAGACAAAUCUGUGUGUUAGGAGAGGCCUGGCCCGCCUCACUCUCCCGACUCAACGGGCAGCACCGGCACACGCACAGCACCAUGGGUAGCUCCCCCGAGGUGCUCUCCUGGACCUCCUGCCCUGGCCUGCUGGUGGGCAAGCUGAAGGAGGAGCUCAAAAUGACCGUGGUCGGGGAUGCCAUGAAGAAGAGCCCCAGCAGCGCAGGCCCCACGCCGCCCCAGCCUCCGCCCUCCCCUCCGCCUCCUCCUGUCAUCACAGACCUGGCCCCGCCCACACACCUGCCGGUGCCCCUCCAGAUGUUGGCGCCCCCGGGGGCGGAGGAGGAGGCUGGGCUUGGGGGCCCCAGCCCCCCCAUCACGGCCCUUAGCGAGGACUCGACACGGGAGGGCCACUUUGACAACAGCGUGCUGCAGCUCCAGGAGCACGACCAUGACCAGGAGGAGGCUCAGUCCCCCCACUCCUGCGGCCACGGAGGGUGUGUCAGCGGCGGGGAGGAGGGGACCGGGGAGGGGGGGUACCCCAUGGACCAUAGCGGAGGGGGCACGCAUAACCACCCCCACCCUGACGACAUCAAGCUGCACUUCCAGAGAGCUGGCUCUGGCGGAGGGGGCUUCCUGGAAGGGUUGUUCGGCUGCCUGAGGCCGGUCUGGAACAUAAUUGGGAAGACCUACUCCACAGAGUACAAGCUACAGCAGCAAGACAUGUGGGAGGUGCCGUUUGAGGAGAUCUCAGAGCUGAAGUGGCUGGGCAGUGGGGCACAGGGGGCCGUCUUCCUGGGGAAGUACCACUCAGAGGAGCUGGCCAUCAAGAAGGUCCGCGAGCAGAAGGAGACCGACAUCAAGCACCUCCGCAAGCUCAAGCACCCCAACAUCAUCGGCUUCAAGGGGGUGUGCACCCAGGCCCCAUGCUUCUGCAUCCUGAUGGAGUACUGUGCCCAGGGCCAGCUGUACGAGGUGCUGCGCGCCGGCCGCAAGGUCACCCCCUCCCUCCUGGUGGACUGGGCGUCUGGCAUCGCCAGCGGCAUGAACUACCUGCACCUCCACAAGAUCAUCCACAGGGACCUCAAGUCCCCAAACGUGUUGGUCACUCACAAUGACACUGUGAAAAUCUCUGACUUUGGCACCUCCAAAGAGCUCAGUGACAAGAGUACCAAGAUGUCCUUUGCCGGUACGGUGGCCUGGAUGGCCCCCGAGGUGAUCCGGAACGAGCCAGUGUCUGAAAAAGUGGACAUCUGGUCAUUUGGCGUGGUGCUUUGGGAGUUGCUGACAGGAGAGAUCCCGUACAAGGAUGUGGACUCGUCUGCCAUCAUCUGGGGCGUGGGCAGUAACAGCCUACACCUCCCUGUGCCUUCUACCUGCCCCGACGGCUUCAAGCUGCUCAUGAAGCAGACAUGGCAGGGUAAGCCCAGGAACAGGCCGUCCUUCAGGCAAAUCCUCCUCCACCUCGACAUUGCCUCUGCAGACAUACUGGGAGCCCCUCAGGAGACCUACUUCAAGUCCCAGGCGGAGUGGAGGGAGGAGGUGAAGAAGCACUUUGAGAAGAUAAAGAGUGAAGGGACCUGCAUCCACCGCCUGGAUGAGGAGCUGAUCCGACGCAGGAGGGAUGAACUCAGACAUGCGCUGGACAUCCGGGAACACUAUGAGCGGAAGCUGGAGAGAGCCAACAACCUGUACAUGGAGCUGAGCGCCAUCAUGCUGCAGCUGGAGGUCCGAGAGAAGGAGCUCAUGAAAAGGGAGCAGGUGGUGGAGAAGAAGUACCCGGGGAACUACAAGCGCCACCUGGUCCGGCCCAUCGUCAGGCCGAACGCAGUGGAGAAGCUCAUCAAGAAGAAGAGCAGCUUGACUCACAAGGCCGGGACGAUGCCCGCUAAGAGGCCUGACCUGCUUCGUUCCGAUGGCAUCCCCAGCAUGGAGGUCCUCCCCUCCCCCCUCUCCGGCAGCCCCAAGGUCUCCACACCUCCAGGGAAGACCCGCUACCGCAGCAAGCCACGGCACCGCCGUGCCAACAGCAAGGGAAGCCACAACGACUUCCCCGGUGCGCUGAAGUCCAGUGCGGGGCCAUGCGAGGAGCAGCAGCCCCUCCAACUCCACCAGCACCACCACCCCCUGCCACCAGAGUGCCCUCUGCUGCCCCUCCAGGCCCGCCAGAACGCUGUGGCGACCUGUGCCAACAACCUGCGCUACUUCGGGCCAGCCGCCGCCCUCCGCAGCCCGCAGACCGACCACCUGCAACGCCGCGUCUCCGGGUCUGGCCCGGACCUCAUCCCCACGGACUCCCGCCAGUGGACUGCAUCCUCUAUUUCGGGUGCUAGCUCCGGGCUGGCUCCGGGUUCCAGUGCCGGGGCCGUGUGCCCUUGCUGCAUGGCGCACCCCUUCCCAGGCUGCCUGCAGUGCCAGAAGACCCUCCUGGCACCCAGCCACCCCCAGCAGCCCCAGUACUCGCUGCUCAGCACCUGUGAGGCCACGCCGCCCGCCACGCCCCGGGCCCCAGACCCAGACGAGGCCCAGGAGAAGGCCCAACCUAAGAGGCAGGAGGCGCCUCGCCUCAUCCUGCCCUCUGGCCUGCCUCGCACACUCAGACCCCUCAGGAAGGGUGCUGACGAGUCGUCUGAAGAAGAGGAGGGGGAGGUGGACAGUGAGGUGGAGUUUCCAAGGAGACAGAGGCCCCACCGCUGCAUGAGCAGCUUCCAGUCCUACUCAACCUUCAGCUCGGAGAACCUGUCGGUGUCGGACGGCGAGGAGGGCAACACCAGCGACCACUCCCACAGCGGGCCGCUGGAGUGCCUGAGCGCAAGCCAGGAGGAGCACCUGGACGAGCUGCUGUCCCACACUCCUGACAUCCCCAUCGACAUCUCCACCCAGUCCGACGGCCUGUCCGACAAGGAGUGUGCCGUGCGCCGGGUCAAGACCCAGAUCUCCCUGGGGAAGCUCUGCUCAGAUGAGCACAGUUAUGAGAACCCCCUGCAGUUCGGGGACUCGGACUGUGACUCUUCAGAGGCAGAGUGUUCUGACGCCACCAUCAGGAACAACAAGCCCGGCGCCCCCUCCUCCUGGUGAACCAUGCCCCCUCGUUGACCAGGUUCCACCCCCUCUGCCUGGAGACCCCGCCCCUCCACCCUGCAGGAACAACGGCAAUAAAAGGACCCCACUGUAAAGACAACUCGCCGUCAUCUCCCAUAGCAACGCCCCUGCAAUAGCUCCCAGCCGUCCCCCUCCCUCUUCCCAGUAUCUAGGCAACCUAAGGCAGGGAUCCCAUUUGAAUGAUACUGUACAGUAACUAGUGUAACAUUCAUAAUUUAUUUUUGUCUGAGUUUGAGGGAAAAUCAGGAACUUUUAAGACUUUAAGAUGAACAAAAAAAACAACAACUAUAAAAACAACACAAACACACACACACACACCCACUGUGUUAGUGAGACUGGUGGUGGAGGAGUCCAGAACGAUGGAGGACCGCUACAGGACAGCAGGACCUGGUUGCUGGUCUACGUAGGUAGAUGGCCUAACUGUGCCAGACCAGACACAGAAUACCCCCCCCCCUCUGGCCACCAACCAGCCCUGUUUUUCUCAGACUAGUAUGCUGUCCUGCCUGCUUUAUUGUAAGUUUACAGAACAAACCAACACUCCUGGCAAACUCCCAAGACAGGGAUAAACAGGGGAAAAAAUACAGUGUGAACAACACCAGCAUGAAUACCCCCCCGACCCCCUCACCUCUUCCUCGCUCUCCCCCUAACAAGUCUGAUGCUCCAUGGAGCCCCCUGCUGUCUCAUCUCAGCAUGGCCCUAAAUGGCUCGCAACCAACUAAGGACCUAUGUGUGUGAGUCAAGAGGAUGAUGGGCGAGCAGACAGACAGAUAUUCCAGAGAGCAGGCAGGAGCUGGAAGAGGUACUUACUCCAGCACCAGUCCGGCCGUUAAAGAAGGGAGGAAGGCCAGGAAGGAGGUCACCUCUCCUUCCCCAGUCCCUAGUCCCCUGACCCUGCUCCCUCCUCUGUCAAGACAAGCCUUCUCUACUCACAUCAUCACCAGUCAGAGAUUGUACCGAGUAUCCAGUAUCAGUGUUUUAUGAACAUGCCCCGCAGACUGUGCAGGCAUGCCAGUAUGUCUCCCCUCAGGAUGCCCUCAGAGAGAGCAGUGUUGACUGGUGAGGGUGUGUUUGCGUGUGUAUGUUUCGGGUAUGUAUUACAGAUAAGCCUUGUUCUUCAACACCUGUUAGUAUCAUGGUGGGAGUGCUGGUUGGAGAGAUGCUGUGUUAUGUAGUUAGUGUUAGGGUGCAGUAUCCCUUCUUGACCAUGUGACUCGGCAGGUUUACGUGUGAGGAGUGUGUGGUAGGUUUCUAGAUUAGCCGCGAGGUGAAACCAUAGCAAAGAUAAGUGCUAGCUACCUGGAUGCUGUGUUGUACUGAAUGAAACAGCAAUAAUGUAGGCUCUCUCUCAGGACCAGGUCUGUCCAGCAGGCUGGCCAGCCAUGCUGACAGGGUGCAAGGAAAAGUUCGUGACAAACAAGUUUUAGAUACCUAUAUUUUUACAGCAGUUUCGUAGUUGUAAACAGCUACGUUUUGGUCAGGUAUUUGCCUUUGCUGGUGUGAUGCUCAGGUUUUAGUUUGAAGAUAGAGAAUAGGAGCAAAGGCAUUGUCCACUAGAUGGAGAUAGCUGGCAGGGAUUUAUUUUGCCUUGUGUUAUGUAAUGUAGUGCUGGCUUAAUUCCUUUUGAUAUUAAAAGGCCAGUUGUCGGAUAUCAUAAUUUUCAUUCUAUACUAAGUUCCUCCCAGUGAUCCUUCUAGAACUUCUGUUCCAUCCACUUUAGAAAAGGGAUACUGCAUCUUGGGUAACUAUGAACACGUUAAAUAUUUAUCACAUGACCCUGUGUUCUAACAUUUGUUUGUGCAUAUGUGUGUGUUCUAGGAUAGCCAGUCAGGGUUGAAGUUCACGUGAUUUAAGUCGAGUAUCUUCUUAACCCUCGUGCUGCCUUCGGGUCACAUGACCCAAAGGUUCAUAAUGAACCAUCAUUGUGUUUACCCAAUUUUACCCAAUACAAAAACAAAUAAAAAUAAUUUUCUUUUAACCUUUGCAAUGUGGGGGGUCUGAGACAGCCCAACGGUUAAAAGAAAAUGCUUCACUUUGUUUUUGUAUGCGGUAAAGUUGUCGCAAUACGACGGUGGGUCACAAUGACUGAUGGGUCAGAAUGACCCGAAGAUAACACAAGGGUUAAAUCAAAUGUACUGCAGGGUUGUAAUUUUACAGGGAGGAAUGCAAGCCAGGGCUCAGGUCUGGGACCACAGAGGUAACCUCCCUGGUCUCUAAGAUCUCAAUGUCACCUUCUCUUCUGAGUAUAAACCAUCGUUUAACCUUGUAUGACCUGUCCGAUCCGGUGUCAUGUGACCAGGUCAGAGCUACCGGCCGUCACAUAUCCAAUGACCAGGGGGGGGGGGGAAUAGACAGGAAGUGAUGUCAUUGUCAGAACUGGUUCAUUGUGAUGAACCAGUCGACCCUGUUCCCACCCUCACUGUUUCCCCCUACAAUAAUUAAUCUCUGUUGUAAUUACUGGGUCAAAGAACAAGUGGUGGAGAGUGAAUAACCAUGUCUAUAUGGCAUGCAUCCUGUGAAGUAUGAUUGUUUAAUAAUUUAAAUUAGCUAAUUUAAUUACAUUUUCGAUCUCUUAAUUUUUUUCUUUGUAGCUGGCCUACAUGAUUAUUGAAUUAAUUUAUUAUGAAUGACCUGGCAAGUUUAUAGUUAACUUCAUUUUUAGGAACAAUUUAGAAUCAUUUGUCUAGUUUAGAUUUUCUCUUGAUCUGUAUUAUUGCAAGAAAGCACAACUAACAGGUGUGAGAUGGAACACUUUGAUCAUUUGGGAUACUUGAUGUUUGAUUGUUUGCAUUCCAUAUAAUUUGUUGUCAUUUAUUACUACAUGAACAUGACAUUGUCUGAAUAUCUAAAUAUCUUCCUGAUCAUCUGUGAGUCUAUGUACAGCAUGGUCGCCUGUUUAUGUUCGUCUGAAGGUGGACAAAUGUAGUUAUUCCUCCUCUUUCUGAACCCUGUAUGUAGUCCACAUGUCCAGGGUCAAACUUGUUCCACAGUGAACCUGAAUAUGCUUUGCUGCCCCAGACAGGUAAAUAAUAUCUGGGUCAGACUUUGGGUUAACAGACCAUUCCUCUGUACACCUCAAACUCCACUGCAGGGUAUAAGGUUCAUGGAGACAUUAAAACAUUGAAGGCAUGAUCGAGCUGACUUCCUACAGUUCACUAACUCAGUGGUCUCUCUUUCUCUCUACUUGUAGCUGAGAUUCUGUGCCAGAGUCUGUGUUAGACAUAAUUCACCUCAUGUACCUGACAUCUGUUUCUUGGUUUCUCUCAUGUCCUCUCCUCUCAAAUGGCAUUAUGACCAACCAAUCCUGAAAAGUUCCUGUAUUAGUCAGUGUACAGUGCAUUAGGUACCAGGGAGAAAUAAAAUCAAAGCAAACUAUCGCAUGGAAUAAACUCUGAGGUACUGU